AUCUUAAAUUUCCAUCUUAUUAUGGACAGUUGGCAGUGAAUAAUCCUAUAUAUUGCUCAGUAUGCACACUAGUAUUUCUUUCUGAACAUUGCCUGUGUUUCUAAUUGCAUUUCAAUAGAUCUUAUUUAGAGUAGGGCCACGCUUAAUUUUUAAAAGCGAAUGAAAUUGAGGCUAAGGGAAUAAAGUUAUAGUACCUUCAAUGCCAAACACUUUAUAAAGCUGUUCAAAGGCUCUAGGGCACACCUAAUGUUCACAACUCAUGUUUUGUGGAGUUUUAUAUUCUUAAAGUCUGAGGGUCACAGCCUUGUUUUCAUUCCCGUCAAAAAUCAAAUAUGGCGCUACUCUUGAAAAUUUAUAUUUAGCCGGUUUAAAAUCUAACUUAUAUUGAACAACACACAAAGGACAAAGAUAGCAAGAUUUUUUUUUUAAACAAAUAAUAGUCUACCAGUGUAUAAAAUAUCAAUCGUUUUUAAUCUCCUUAAUGCGAUGAAAGCGUGACCAAAUUUAUGCUACCUCUGAAACAAAAACAAACACGGCUGAAUGUGGAAUUGAUGUGUUGAUUCAUUGGCCGUGUGCCCUUGGUAGCAUUUUUGGACAUUAUAUAUGCAUUAUAAUGCCCCAAUGCUGCACGUGACAAUACAGUAAGUGUUCACAUUUGAUGUGUAGCAAGGGAGCUUAUUAGAGGUAAUACUUAUGUCGAAACAACAGAGCAGUAGUUUCAUGAGAAAAGGGAAUACCCCUCAGUCUUCUCUGUCAGUUUGUGGGCUGCACGAGCUCAGAAGAGGCGACAAUGCGCAAGUGUUCGGCUGCCUUAUAUUUCACUCUUGGUUUUGUGUGUCUCUUCACAACUACACCUAGAGUGGUAACAGGGAAUUGUGACUUGAAGGACUUGGGCUUGUUAAAAACAAAAUGUAACAACACAGAAGGAGUCCGUGAUUUUACAUGCUUUAUAAAAUAUAGGAGAACUAAUCGUGAGUACAUCUGUGAGUGGAAACAUGGAAGAGACAAUUCAAUGUCAUACACACUCUACACACAUCAGAGGAGCUGGAAAUGUAUGACGGUAAAUCAGAAGUCGAGAAUCAAGAACUCGAUUGUGACCUCAGAUGGAUUCUAUGUGAUAAGUAGAUACAAUAUGACAGCUCACGUUACUGCGACAAGUAAGGAUCAUAAGAGCUGCACCUACAAAGAGUUCAGUGGUACUCCAUCACAGAUGGCAUUGUGCGGUCCUCCUUCAAAAGUAGCUUUCAAAAGAAGAUCAGGACAUCUGUUUGUUGAGGCGGACUGGGGAGAUGAGAGCAGAUAUAUCAAACAAUUCUCUGUAGUGUUUAGAGAGUUCAACACUACCUGGUGGAAUGAGCAAAUGUCUAAAAAUAACAGGGAAUGUGUUGUAAGGAAUCUGACGUCUUCUCUGUCUUAUGAGAUGCAAAUAUGGUGCGUUACCACCUCAGAGUGCCCACAGUGUCCUCUCAGUGAGGUCAUCACUGUCCCACAGGAACUCACAGAUGCACCAUCCAUUCGCUAUGGGAUUCAAGACCAUGUGCAAGAUCAUUUCCUAUCAGCAGGGCAGAGAAGAGUCAUCGUGAAAUGGGAGUUUGCAAACAGUGAUGCUGUGAAUGUCUAUAUUGUGACUGUACGGAAAGUGUCCGGGGAACGCAGCAAUCAGGACAGUUACACCACCAAAGAUCUAUCACUCACACUGGUACUGUCGUACUCCACCUACAACAUCAGUGUCAGGGCCCUCAACAGUGCUGGAUCGUCCCCUGCUGCACGUAUAGCCAUAGAGCACAUGGAUGUUUGGAGGGAUUGGUUUGGCCCAUUCAGUGUCAGCAUAACCAGCAAUAGCAGUUUCAAUUUGUCAUGGAGCAGCUCCAUCUCCAGUGUGUGUUACUCUGUAGAGUGGUGGGCCAAAGGACAGAGACCAGCUUUCCGAUCAUUCUACAUGAAGCAGACAAACAGAAAAAUAACUGAGAUAUCUGAGAGCAUUUUUCAGCCCUAUGUGAGAUACUACUUCUUCCUGCAUAUCAGACCAGACCCAGAUACCUGCAACAUGAAGAAUGUGAACAACAGUGAGAAGACCUACAGCACAGCUCAAGCUUACCUUCUUGAAGGAAGUCCUAUCAGUGCUCCUGGUAAUGUGAGCAUUUUGAAUAUUACACAGCAUUCCUCAGUGAUCACGUGGAACCCUGUGUCAGCGGAGGACCUGCGUGGAUUCUUACUAGGCUACAACAUCUCAUACACAGAAUACAACACUGAAACAUUCAUCAUAGUGGAUCCCAGUCUAAACAGCUAUGAGUUGCUGAAGCUAAAAAGCAACAGUGCAUACCAAAUUCAGCUGUCGGCAUUUACAGCGGCUGGGGAAGGUGAGCGCAGCGAUCCCAAACCAUUUGUUACUAACCCGCCGGCAUUCACAGCUUUAAACAUCAUUAUAGCUGCAGUCAUCGUGGCAAUAGUCAUCCUUUUGCUGGCUGUACACCUCAGUUGUCGAUUUCUGCACAGAGCCAAAAAGCUGCUCUGGCCGAGUAUACCAAACCCUGGGCACAGUAAUGCAGUUCAGAAAAUCAACAUUGGCCAUGAACUGGAUAUCCUGGAGCCUCUGAACAGACAGAAGUUAGUUGAGAGCGAGGGAUGUGACACCAGUACAGUGUGUGUCAUUGAAAGCAAGAAGGAAGUGUCUCCUCUCAGCUGCCCACCAACAUCCCCGGCUGCUGUGAAGCCUACCCUCCUCAUCCUCAGUGAAGAUGAGGCCAACACACCCAUUCUGGAGGAGACCAUUCCCCCUGACACCCCAACACUUGCCCCAAACAAAACGUCUGUUUCCACAGAGAUCUUUCCUAUGGACCUCAAUGAGAAAGACUCCACUUUGAGUGCUUUUAUUGACAAUGAAAUCACAAGUCCAGAGAGCAAAGACACUGGAGAUAUCAUCUCCAACAUUAGUGGUACAAACUUUGUACCUGCAGCUUUUGGGAAGCCUGAUAUGGUUUUCAUGAGCGAUUACACCCCUAUGGAGUUCUUCCAGCAGGAAAAUGGAAGAAUUUGCUGGAAUUAAGGGUCCAUUUGUCCAAACAGGGAACUAAGAAUUUGUUCCUGCACAUCCAGGGCAGGACUACGUAUAUCAGUCCUGUUUUUCAGGAAAUAGUAACUCAUCAGGAUCAUGAAAUGGUACAGACAGCUCUGAUCAUACUUAAGAGCACUAAGUGUGCACUAAGGACUGCUGAAUUUUACAUCUGUCACAUACUCCAGAUUUCAAGGAUUGUUCCAUGUUCAUAAUCAGUUGAGCUCUAUGGACAGUAUCUAUGGCAUGUUGUUGAUUACCACAGACAAUAAAUAGAUAGUAAUAAGACUAGUUUUUAGCAAACUAGUCUUCGGUUAACACAUACAGUUGUGGCCAUAAAUAUUGCCACCUUUGGGAAAUAUGAGCAUAGAAGACUGUGAAAAAUAUAUCUUGAUUGUUUAUUCUUUUGAUUUUUAAUUCAAAAUGUUCACAAAAAUCUAAAUUUUUUAGAUCUCAUAAUUAAAUAUUUUUCUCCAAAACACGUUUGCCACAAUUAUUGGCACCCCUAGAAAUUCUUAUGAGUAAAAUAUAUCUGAAUUAUGUUCCCAUUCAUAUUUUAGUACACCUGGGUGUCUAGAAAUAUGAAACUGUUCAGCCAUGACUUCCUUUUUCACAUAUAAAUAUGAGGUAACACACAGCCAAAUUCUCUUAAUCAUCAAUCACAAUGGAUAUAGACUAAAGAAUAUAGUUCUGAUGUGCGGCAAAAUUUUGUUGAGCUUCACAAAAUGGGAAGUGGCUAUAAGAACAUAGCUAAUGCAUUGAAAAUGCCUAUUUCCACCAUCAGGGCAAUAACUAAGAUGUUCCAAUCAACUGAAGAUGUUAAAAAUCAGCCUGGAAAAGUGUGUGCGUCUAUAUUGUCUCCAUGCAUGGUGAGGAGGAUGGUUCAAGUGGCCAAAAAUUCUCUAAGGAUCACAGCUUGAGAAUUGCAGAAAUUAGUUGAGUCUUGGGUUCAGAAAGUCUCCAAAACUACAAUCAGAUGUCACCUCCAUCACCACAAGUUGUUUGGGAGGGUUUCAAGAAAAAAGCCUCUGCUCUCAUCCAACAACAAACUCAAGCGUUUUCAGUUUGCUAGACACUACUGGAACUUCAAAUGCGACCUGGUUCUAUGGUCAGAUAAAACAAAAAAAUAGCUUUUUGGCAGCAAACACCAGAGAUGACUUUUUUUGUUGUUGUUUUUCCAAAGUUGGAGUGCUCAUAACUUAAUGUCCUUUGAAAUUCUGGUUAAAAACAAACUUUCCUUUUAGUAUCUGUCUAUUUAAGGCCCUAUAUGGUUAAAUCCCAGCGAUAUGGGGCUCUCAGUGUGGCUCCAUGCGUAAAUUGUUGCACUAGUAGAAAACCAAAUGUGGGUCACAUGGUAUGAAGCUAGUUUUUCUUGUCCAACAAAACAAAGGUCUGACGUACCAAUUAUGUUUUUAACUAGAAAUGUUCAUUUAUUUAUGUACAUUUUUGGGCUGCCGCACACAAUUUUUCACACUCAAAUUUAAAACCUCACCAUUCAUUGGACAAAUUGCAAAAAAUUGGU
Myxocyprinus asiaticus (Chinese sucker) is the source of this 4574-nucleotide messenger RNA. Its product is annotated as interleukin-31 receptor subunit alpha-like. The record is from RefSeq and is a predicted model, not a curated record. Gene Ontology annotation, biological process: cytokine-mediated signaling pathway. NCBI's taxonomy places the organism in Eukaryota, Metazoa, Chordata, Actinopteri, Cypriniformes, Catostomidae. Gene Ontology annotation, molecular function: cytokine receptor activity; cytokine binding. Gene Ontology annotation, cellular component: signaling receptor complex; external side of plasma membrane. The transcript is spliced from 16 exons. The coding region runs from base 791 to 3046 and encodes 751 amino acids.